Molecule: messenger RNA, 1794 nt
Organism: Grammomys surdaster
Lineage: Eukaryota; Metazoa; Chordata; Mammalia; Rodentia; Muridae
Gene: Ctnna3
Product: catenin alpha 3
Exons: 12
Coding region: 109-1794 (561 amino acids)
Biological process (GO): cell-cell adhesion; cell migration
Cellular component (GO): adherens junction; fascia adherens
Molecular function (GO): beta-catenin binding; actin filament binding; cadherin binding
Source: RefSeq, a predicted model, not a curated record
AAAGAGCCAAUGGGAUCCAGCUAGAACAGGCUGUGCCAGUGCUUCCUCUGAACAACUGGGACUCUUCACAAGGCUUUUUUAACACACUGAGGCUUAUAUCUUAAAGGAAUGAUGUUAGCACCACAGGAGCACAGGCUAAAUGCAAAUAAGAAUUUAAUUGUCCUGAACCCACUCACAGUGACAGAGGAAGACAUAAGACCAUCACUAGAGAAACGCCUAGAAGCCAUCAUCAGUGGGGCUGCACUGUUGGCUGACUCGUCCUGCACCAGAGACCUCCACCGGGAACGGAUCAUCGCUGAGUGCAAUGCCAUCCGCCAGGCUCUCCAGGACCUGCUGUCGGAGUACAUGAGUAAUACUGGAAAAACAGAAAGGAGUAAUACCCUGAACACUGCCAUCGUCAACAUGAGCAAGAAGACAAGAGACCUCCGCAGACAGCUCCGCAAGGCUAUUAUAGAUCACAUAUCAGAUUCUUUCUUGGACACAACAGUUCCACUCCUGGUCCUCAUUGAAGCCGCUAAGAAUGGCCGAGUAAAGGAAAUCAAAGACUACGCUGCCAUAUUUCACGAGCACACAGGCAGGCUGGUGGAGGUGGCAAAUCUUGCUUGUUCCAUGUCAACGAAUGAAGAUGGGAUUAAAAUCGUCAGAAUUGCAGCCAAUCACCUGGAGACCCUGUGUCCACAGAUCAUAAAUGCUGCACUUGCUUUGGCAUCAAGACCCAAGAGUCAAGUGGUCAAAAACACCAUGGAAAUGUAUAAGCGCACAUGGGAGCACUACAUUCAUGUCCUCACUGAAGCAGUGGAUGACAUCACCAGCAUUGAUGACUUCCUGGCUGUAUCUGAAAGCCACAUCCUGGAAGAUGUCAACAAAUGCAUUAUAGCCUUGAGGGAUCAGGAUGCUGACAAUUUAGACCGAGCUGCAGGUGCCAUCAGAGGACGGGCCGCGAGAGUAGCUCACAUCGUCGCGGGUGAAAUGGAUAGUUAUGAACCCGGUGCUUACACCGAAGGUGUGAUGAGAAAUGUCAACUUCCUUACAAGCACUGUGAUCCCGGAGUUUGUGACACAAGUGAAUGUUGCCCUGGAUGCUUUAAGCAAGAACUCGCUUACUGCGGUUGAUGAUAAUCAAUUUGUGGACAUCUCAAAGAAGAUCUAUGACACAAUCCAUGAUAUCAGGUGUUCAGUCAUGAUGAUCCGGACUCCAGAGGAACUAGAGGAUGUUUCUGACCUUGAAGAUGACCAUGAGGUCCGCAGUCACACCAGCAUUCAGACAGAAGGGAAAACUGACAGGGCCAAGAUGACUCAACUGCCUGAGGCAGAAAAGGAAAAGAUUGCCGAGCAGGUAGCUGACUUCAAAAAGGUGAAGAGCAAGCUGGAUGCAGAGAUUGAGAUAUGGGAUGACACAAGCAACGACAUCAUUGUCCUCGCCAAGAAGAUGUGCAUGAUCAUGAUGGAGAUGACCGACUUCACAAGGGGGAAAGGACCACUAAAGCAUACCACUGAUGUAAUCUAUGCAGCUAAAAUGAUCUCAGAGUCAGGAUCAAGGAUGGAUGUUCUCGCUCGGCAGAUUGCUAACCAGUGUCCAGAUCCACCGUGCAAACAGGACUUGCUGGCUUACCUGGAACAGAUUAAGUUCUAUUCCCACCAGCUGAAAAUCUGCAGUCAAGUGAAAGCAGAAAUCCAAAACUUGGGGGGAGAGCUUAUCGUAUCGGCUGUGAGUACUGCCUGUCACUUCCUCUGUUACACAAAAGACACUAGAAACAGAGCAAGCGUGGUGCGGCUCAAUACUUCUCUCAGAUGA